This is a messenger RNA of Fusarium musae, 1341 nucleotides long. RefSeq names its product Protein phosphatase 2C 2 (gene PTC2). The transcript is spliced from 7 exons. Gene Ontology annotation, molecular function: protein serine/threonine phosphatase activity; cation binding. Gene Ontology annotation, biological process: protein dephosphorylation. The record is from RefSeq and is a predicted model, not a curated record. NCBI's taxonomy places the organism in Eukaryota, Fungi, Ascomycota, Sordariomycetes, Hypocreales, Nectriaceae. Bases 1 to 1341 code for a protein of 446 amino acids.
AUGGGUCAGACUCUAUCAGAGCCCGUUGUCGAAAAGACUUCGGAGAAGGGUGAGGAUGAGCGCCUCAUCUACGGUGUUUCGGCCAUGCAAGGCUGGCGCAUUAGUAUGGAGGAUGCUCACACCGCAGUACUCGACCUCGACUCAGCCAAGUCUCACUCCAGCAAGCUGUCCUUCUUCGGUGUUUUCGACGGACAUGGUGGUGACAAAGUGGCACUAUUUACCGGCCAAAACAUUCACAACAUUAUCUUCAAGCAGGACACCUUCAAGUCUGGUGACUAUGCUCAGGGUCUGAAGGAUGGUUUCCUCGCGACCGAUCGCGCUAUUCUCAACGACCCCAAGUACGAAGAAGAAGUUUCCGGUUGCACAGCCUGUGUCAGCUUGAUCGCCGGCAACAAGCUCUAUGUUGCCAACGCUGGUGAUUCGAGAGGUGUUCUUGGUAUCAAGGGUCGUGCCAAGCCUUUAUCCCAGGACCACAAGCCCCAACUCGAGAACGAGAAGAACCGAAUCACAGCUGCCGGUGGCUUCGUCGACUUCGGCCGAGUGAACGGAAACCUCGCCCUCUCGCGUGCUAUUGGUGAUUUUGAAUUCAAGAAGAGUGCUGAGUUAUCCCCCGAGAACCAAAUUGUUACAGCCUACCCCGAUGUUGAGCAACAUGACCUUACAGACGAGGAUGAAUUCCUGGUCAUUGCUUGUGAUGGUAUCUGGGAUUGCCAAUCCUCUCAAGCCGUGGUCGAGUUCGUCCGACGAGGCAUCGCUGCCAAGCAGGAGCUCGAUAAGAUUUGCGAGAACAUGAUGGACAACUGUCUUGCCUCCAACUCCGAGACCGGUGGAGUUGGCUGCGACAACAUGACCAUGGUCAUCAUCGGCUUCCUCAACGGAAAGACCAAGGAAGAGUGGUACGAGGAGAUCGCCCGCCGGGUCGCCAACGGAGAUGGCCCUUGUGCCCCCCCCGAGUACGCCGAAUUCCGAGGACCUGGAGUCCACCACAACUUUGAGGAUAGCGACAGUGGCUAUGAGAUGGAUCCUGAAAACAAGGGACGAAGCUUUGGAGUUGGUGGGUACCGAGGCCGGAUCAUUUUCCUCGGCGAUGGCACUGAGGUUCUUACGGAUUCAGAUGAUACAGAAAUGUUUGACAACGCCGACGAAGACAAAGACCUCGCCAGCCAGGUCACCAAAAACCCGUCAUCCGCCGAGAAGGACACCGCUCCUGUAACCGCCCCUGGCGCCGCCGCCGCCGAUACGAAACCCGCCGAUGCAACCAUUACGAAGCCCACCGACAAGGACGCAGCGGAGGAGGUGAGGAAGGAGGCCAGUGCCCAGGAAAUCAAGAAGGAAGAAUAG